AUGCCGCGGCCCAUAAGGCUGCCGAAGCCGAAAGCCAUGAGCAAGAAGGCAGACCCCCUCGACGCCGCGGCCAAGCGCCUGCAGGAUGGCGCCGACGCGACAUCACUCCUAAAACAGCUCGACGCCGACCCCUACGCCUGCUUAGGGCUCUCCCCUACAAAGGCGGACGACGCCGCCGUCAAGAAGGCUUACAAAAAGAGGGCCCUCCGGUUCCAUCCCGACAAAAACAAAUGGGAUUCCACGGAGCUCUUCCAGGCGCUCGGCUGGGCCUUCGAGCGCCUCGAAACAUCAGAAAGGAGGCGGGCCUUCGCGGCCGAGCGGGCCCCGUCCGCGUCGAACGCAGCGCCGACGGAGGACGACGAGCGCACGGCGCGAGAGCGAAGGGCCAAAGCAGCCAAGCGCGCCUGGCAGAAGGCCGUCGGCGAGACGCUCGCGAUGAAUACCAAGAGCGACCGCCGGAGCGCCGAGACUUUAGAAAUAAAGGGCAAGGCGCGGCAAAAACGUCUCCAGUCCGUCGACGAAGAGCGACGACGGACGCUUGAUAGGGCCUCCCAACGGCGCACGUCGGACUUCGCCGCGCACCGGCGCGUCCUUCGAGAACGGCGCGCGCGGCGCGGGGAGGUCGUUGUCGAAGAGCGGACGUCGUUCUUCGAGAAGCCUGUAAAAAGAGAGGAACGCGACCCGACGCGCAUCGCCUGCACGUUUGAAGAGGGGCCCAUGGGCCUCGAGCUCGCGGCGAAGACGGCUUCCGACGGCGACGAGGCCUGCGUCGUGGCGUCCGUGGCCGGUGCUGCCGCGGACCUGGGUGUCCGCAAGGGCGACACGCUUGUAAGCGUGAACGGCGACGACCUGCGCGGCCACGGCUUCGACCGCUGCGUGGCCUUUGUGAAGAAGGCGCGGGAGCGGACGGGGCCGUGCGUGCUCGCUUUUUACCGGCCGCGGCGGCGCGCGUCGUCGUCGGGCGUAAGUCUGUAG
Molecule: messenger RNA, 975 nt
Organism: Pelagomonas calceolata
Lineage: Eukaryota; Pelagophyceae; Pelagomonadales; Pelagomonadaceae
Source: the annotation of a GenBank genome assembly